Messenger RNA from Salarias fasciatus (jewelled blenny), 1200 nucleotides. Its product is annotated as interferon-inducible GTPase 5-like. The record is from RefSeq and is a predicted model, not a curated record. Lineage: Eukaryota; Metazoa; Chordata; Actinopteri; Blenniiformes; Blenniidae. Bases 1 to 1200 code for a protein of 399 amino acids. Gene Ontology annotation, cellular component: membrane. The transcript has 2 exons. Gene Ontology annotation, molecular function: GTP binding.
AUGGAAGACCAACAGGAUUUAAUGACCAGUGAAUUUCACAGCCAAAUUCAAGAAGCAAUGAAGAAAGGUGUUGCUGAAGGAGUUGCAAAGAUCAAUGAGCAUUUAGAAGAGCAGAAGAACACUCCACUGAACAUCGCCAUCACUGGAGAAUCUGGCUCUGGAAAAUCCACCUUCAUUAAUGCUUUCAGAGGCAUAAACAACAGCGAUGAAGGAGCCGCUCCAACCGGAGCUGUUGAAACCACCACAGAGGUCAAACCGUAUCCUCACCCGAACCACCCCAAUGUCACAUUAUGGGAUCUCCCUGGUGUUGGAACCCCCAACUUCCCAGCUGAUGAGUACUUGGAGAAGGUUGGAUUUGAGAGAUUUGACUUCUUCAUCAUCAUCGCAGCGGCUCGAUUCAAAGAAAACGAUGUGAAACUCGCUCAGGAGAUCAAGAGGAUGGGGAAAAAGUUCUACUUUCUUCGUUCGAAGAUUGACAGUGAUUUAUACAACGAGGAAAGAAGCCAAAAAAACUUUGACAGACAGAAGACUCUCAACGACAUCAAAGAAAACUGCAUUAAAGGUCUUCAUCAUCAAGGCAUUGAGGCUCCACAGGUCUUCCUGGUGUCCAGCUUUGAACUCCACCAGUUUGAUUUCCACCUGCUGGAAGAAAUAUUAGAGCGAGAGCUUCCUGCACACAAGAGGAACGCUUUUCUCUACGCUCUGCCCAAUAUCAGCAAGGAGAUCAUCAAGAAGAAGAAGGAUGCUUACCAAGCACAAAUCAAGUAUUAUGCUGUUGUGUCUUUUCUUGGAGCAGCUGUACCGCUCCCGGGUCUUUCUGUCGCUGUUGAUCUGGUUUUGGUGAAGAAAGUUUUGAAGGAAUAUGUGAUCGGGUUCGGGCUUGAUGAGAAGUCACUGAAGAGGCUUGCUGACUCCUCAGGUGUACCGUACUCCAUUCUUGUUUCUGUCAUGACUUCGCAGCUGGGAGCAACAACAAUCACCCCUCAACUCAUCCAGAAUCUGUUGAGCCAACUUGCAAUGGGAUCAGCAGUAAUAGCUGCAGAGGAAAUAUCCAGAUUCUUUCUUGUUAUUGGGAUUCCAUUAUCAAUGUGCCUCUCUGGUUAUUCCACUUACAGAAUUCUGAAUUUUUUGCUCGACCUGGUCGCUGAUGAUGCUCAGAGACUCUUUGAAAAGGUUGUUAAAAAAACCAGUGAAGUGUGA